Dentiscutata erythropus is the source of this 4203-nucleotide messenger RNA. Lineage: Eukaryota; Fungi; Glomeromycota; Glomeromycetes; Diversisporales; Gigasporaceae. The record is from the annotation of a GenBank genome assembly.
AUGCAACCUACCAAUGUUGCCUUGUCUGCUACUUAUCCUAAUGUAACAAUUUAUGGUGGCAACAGAGCAAACUUUCUCUCAUCAUGGUUUUUUUUUUGGAUAUUUCGUCUGUUAAAAAUAUCCAGAAAACAUAAUUUAGGAAGUGAAAACUUGACUUUACAAGAGUCUGAAAAGGCGCAGGUUGUAGGUGACAGGUUGGAAGGUUUUUGGAGGUUUGAGACUGAUAAUAAAAAAUCCAGUAAACCAUCAAUUCGUCGGGCUCUUAUCAAAUCAUUUGGAACUUCCUAUGCACUUCUUGGAAUUUAUAAGCUCUUCGCCGCUGGAUUCAUGUUUGUGGGUUAUUAUUACCUUAUAAAUCAACUGAUUGUAUACAUCGAAGUGCCAAAUGUACCGAGUAUUCCAAAUACUGCUGAGCAUUUGCAUGGCAUGGGCUUGUUCCUGUGUGCUUUAGCGUUUAGUAUAUUUAACAAUCAAGUGACUUCAGAAUCAACACGAAUAGGUGUUCAGGUUCGUGCCGCGUUAAUGGUUUUGGUAUAUCGAAAAUCAUUACGACUUGGUACAAUUGGUAGUGGUAUUGGUGAUAUUGUCAUGAUUGUCUUGGUUUGGAUUCAAUUGAGCUUGGCGGCUUUACCUGCCUUGAUUAUUCUUCUCAUAUUGUUUCCCGUUCAAUACAAACUCGGGAGACUUACGUCAAAUAUUUAUUAUUCAAUAUCAAAUAUCACUUCUUCACGUAUCCACCUUAUGUCAGAAAUUUUAACUGCCAUAAAAGUUAUUAAAUUUUAUGCUUGGGAAACUUAUUUCCGUGAGCGUGUUGGUAAGGUUAGAAAUAGGGAGUGGACUCAAUUGAUUACUGGCAUAGUUCUUAAAGUAUGGACAUUUUGUGUUGUAUUCGGUGCUCCCAUUUUGGCUAUGUUGGGUUGUCUUUGCGUUAAGCUUGUGGCAUACAAAUAUCCAAAUAAUGUGUUGUUUCCUAAUACAAUGUUUACUGUCUUGGCUUUAUUUUAUACUAUCAAAAAAUUAUUUAUAAGAUAUCCACUAAUGAUGUUUCCUAUUGCUGUGAGAACUACAUUGGGUGCAUUGGAUUCUUUUGAACGUUUAGAUGAUUUUUUAUUAAAACCUGAAUUAGAACCUUUAGUAGAAGAAAGUAGUCCAAUAAAUGAUGAUCAAAGAAUAAUGGUUUAUAUUAAAGAUGCUGAUUUUUCUUAUGAAGGAACUACUCGUCCAGCCUUGAAAUUCUUAGACUUAACAUUAAAACAAGGUGAAGUUAUUGCAGUUGUUGGAGAUGUUGGUGCUGGAAAAUCUUCCAUUCUGGCUGCAAUUUUAGGCCAGCUUCGUAAAGAGAAUGGUGUUCGAAAAAUUCGAGGUUCAAUAUCUUAUGUUCCUCAUGAUGCAUGGUUGUUAAAUGAUACUUUAAAGGAGAACAUUCUCUUUGGUAAUGAAUGUGAUGAUGAAAGGUAUCAGGAGGUUAUUCACGUAUGCGCAUUAAGAAGAGAUCUGGAGUGGUUAAGUAAUGGUGACAUGACAGAAAUAGGUGAAAGAGGUGUGAAUUUGAGUCUUGGUCAGAGGCAAAGAGUUAGUUUAGCUAGGGCAGUGUAUUCUAAUGCUGAUAUUGUAUUAUUGGAUGAUCCGCUCAGUGUUAUGGAUCCAGUGAUAGGAAAACAUAUUUUCCAUGAAUGUAUUCGUAAAUAUCUAAAGUUUCUAUCUGAAUGUGAUCGUAUAAUAGUUAUGAAAAAUGGUGAAUGUGUGGAAGAUGGUACAUAUGCUGAAUUAAUUGAAAAAGAUGUAUCUCUUGCCUCAUUAAUCAAUGAUUACGUGGAAAUUGAAGAUCCGGAUCAAAUUGAUGAACUUAUUAACGAAAUUCGUCUUGAACCAGUUCCUGACGAAGAUAAUAAUAUUGAUGAUUUUGAUAUUAUUGCCACAGACUACUCUAGAGACGCAAAUCUUAACAACUCUCUCUCGCUUAAUCGUACUCUAUCUAACACUGAAGUUAAUGAACAUACAAUUUCACGCAUAAUAGAACGUAAUACACACACAUCUCAGGACAUUAAUGAAAUUACAAUUUCUAAGUUGAUCGAAAGAAAUAAUCUAUCUGUUCUUAGUGGUGCUGGUAAGACAAGAGUGAUGGGUCCUAAAGUCAAUCGCGAGAUGAAUGCUACAGCUGUUGCUGUCGAGAAAAAUCAGUUGACUAUUCAUAGUUUAAAUGAACGCGAGGGAAUUCCACCGAUAAUUAUUGACUCUGAAGCAAGGAAAAAAGAUUCCAAAGCUGGAUUUAAUGUAUAUCUUGAUUAUUUCCGGAAAUCGACCGGACUUGGUCUAACUUUCUUGAUGAUUUCAUUAUUUUUUAUAAUGACCGCUAUAAGGAUAUUCAGUGAUUGGUGGCUUGUAAAGUUAGUAGAAACAAGUCAAGAUGCAAACUUUGGUUACCUUCUUGGUGUUUACGGUGCAUUAGUGGGUGCUGUUCUCCUUGGUGUUUUUAUACGAGGCGUGUUUUACGCUUGGAUUGUAAUGCGAAAGAGUGAAUCUUUACAUGAUCGAACAUUUGUAAAAAUAAUGCGUGCCCCAAUGUCAUAUUUUGACGCUACACCUCUUGGACGUAUAUUGAAUGUAUUUGCCAAACAUCAAUACCUUGUUGAUGAUGUUCUAAGUGACAAUGCGUUACAGUUUUUAACAUAUGUCCCUCUUGUAAUUGGUACUAUCGUCUUUGUCAUUGUUCUCGUACCAUAUACCGCGAUAUCCGCUGUAGUGUUGGUCUUUUUAACAUGGCUUAUAAUUCAUAAUUCAAGGGAUGUUGAGGAAAGGUUUAAAAUGUUGGAUGCUAAUAGUAAGCCGCCUAUUUUUGCACAUUUAUCAGCUUCAUUAGAAGGGCUUGCGAGCAUUCGUAGUUAUAAGGUUGAAAAAAGAUUUGAUAAUUUAAAUAUUGAAAAAGUUGAUACAAAUAAUAAAGCUUUAUUUACUUUGAUGCAAGUCAAAUCCUGGCAAUCAUUAUACAUUGACAUAAUGGCAUCAAUCUUCAUUUAUACCACUAUAUUAUUUGUCAUUCUUUUACAUAAUUCAAACAGUGUUACUCCAGCGUAUGCAGGUUUGGCGAUUGUUAGCGCGUCGCAACUACUUAUCUUUGGUCAUUCUACGAUUCGUUCUGGUCGCGAUGUUGCAGCAAUUAUGGAAAGUGUGCAACAAUUAUUAUAUUUCCGUCAAAACAUACCAUCCGAGAAUCCUAGUAUAGUCGAUGGUAGUCGACCUCCACAAAAUUGGGGCGAACGUGGCGAGAUUGUAUUCCAGAAUGUCAUCCUUCGUUACAAUAGAUAUGGUGUGGCUGUUCUAAAAGGUAUCUCUUUCCAUAUUAAACCUCGGGAAAAAAUUGGUAUUGUAGGAAAAACUGGCUCAGGCAAAUCAACGUUACUUGUAAGCUUGUUACGAAUUGUUGAAUUAUCCGAUGGUCAGAUUUUGAUUGAUGACUUGGACAUUAGCACUAUUGGAUUACGUGACCUCAGAAGUAAGAUUGCAAUUAUUCCGCAAGAACCCGUGAUAUUUGCUGGUACAAUAAAAUCAAAUCUUGACCCAUUCAAUAAAUGUACUGAAGAUGAAAUAUGGAAAGCACUUGAAGCAGCUCAUUUAGAUGAAAAGGUUAAAUCAAUGCCUGACAAAUUAGCAACAGUACUCCUUGAAAGUGGAAAAAAAUUUUCGCUUGGUCAAAGACAAUUAUUCUGCAUAGCCAGAGCACUUUUGAAGAAGACAAAUAUUUUAGUUUUAGAUGAGGCAACAAGUGCUGUUGAUGCUGCAACUGACCGUUUAAUUCAAGAUACAAUUAAAAAGCAUUUUGCUGAUCAUACCAUUUUGACGAUAGCUCAUCGAUUGAAUACAAUAAUGGAUGCAGACAGGAUAUUAUGCUUAAAUGAAGGACAUGUUGAAGAAUUUGAGCCACUAGAUAAAUUACUAAGUAAUCCGAAAGGAUUCUUUUAUCAGUUAGUAGCACGUAGCGGACAGGACGCAGUCCAAAGACUAAAAGAGAAAAUGGGGAUACAUGAUGAAUCAUCUUCAAGUAAACAUGUCGAUAAUCAUUCAAAUUCACCAAAUACAAGCACUGAUAAUACUGAUAAUAGUAUAAAUCAACAAACAUCUACUCAUACUCAUCAUAUGCCGCAAUCGUUAGGAGAAGUUUUUGAACCAUCAACGCCUUCAGCAACAUCAGCAUCACAACCUUAA